AUGGAACAUUUGAGCAAACUUGAUUUCACCCCUUUGAAUGUAUCUGGUGAGAACUACGUGAGUUGGACAAUGGAUGUUAAGAUCCAUCUCACUAGUAAGAAACUGAGGAUGGCUAUUGUUAAAGAAAAUCUGCUUAACGAAGCCCAGAAGGCUGAAGCCAUGAUUCUGAUUAGGAGGCACCUAGAUGAGGUCCUCCGUUUGGACUACUCAUCGAUUGAGGAUCCCCAAAUACUAUGGGAUGCCCUGGCUAGUCGAUUUGAUCACCAAAAGACAAUCCUCUUGUCUGAAGCAAGAAACAAAUGGAUUCACUUACGGUUUAUGGACUUCAAAACUGUUAACGAGUAUAACUCUGAAGUAUGUCGCAUCAAAUCCACCCUGGAGUUUUGUGGAGAGAAACUAACUGAUGCUGAGAUUCUGGAGAAGACGUACUCUACAUUCCCUGCCUUACAUAUGAUACUGUCUCAACAGUACAGAGCCAAGAACUAUACUCAGUUUUCAGAGUUGGUCACCGUUCUGCUCCUUGCCGAGAAGAACCUUGAUCUUCUUUUGAAGAACAACCAGGCUCGACCAGUUGGUACUCGACCUUUGCCAGAAGCAAAUUUGGUCAAUCGAAAUCCUCAACCUUUGCCUGAAGCAAAUUUGGUCAACAGAAACAAUCGUGGUGGAGGCAGAGGCCGUGGGUUCAAUCGUCGAGUGAGGGAAAGAGGUAAUAGGGGCGGACAUGUUCCUUAUAAUAGGCCACCUAAUGGCCCCCACAGUAUGGGCAAAGGGGGAAUAUGCCAAGAGGAGGUAACAAUGCUCGACCUAGAGGUGCGCAGCAGAAUAGAGCCCUGA
This is a messenger RNA of Erythranthe guttata (spotted monkey flower), 834 nucleotides long. RefSeq lists its product as uncharacterized. Lineage: Eukaryota; Viridiplantae; Streptophyta; Magnoliopsida; Lamiales; Phrymaceae. The record is from RefSeq and is a predicted model, not a curated record. Gene Ontology annotation, molecular function: nucleic acid binding; zinc ion binding.